AUGGGAGAAUUGAGCAGAUCAACAAUUUUCUUCUCUGAUCAACACCUCUGUUACGCCGAUAUUAUUCCUCCUUCACAGGUCCGAGCUAGAAUAGAAGUUGCGGUUCUGAAUUUUCUUAAAGCACUAAGUUCGAAUUCUCCGUCAAUUUCCGAUCUAUCACUGAUCAGUAGGAACUCCAGCAAUAGCAGAGUGAGCCGAGGGUUACUGACCGGUGAUUCAUGGAUCUUUCUGUCCCAUUCUUUUUGCAUGCGAUCCUUAACAAAAGAAAAAAGUGCCAAGUCAUUCAUAAGAGUUUGGAAGGUUAUGGAAAUGUGCUACCAAAUUCUGGUUCAGGAUAAGAGGGUGACUCAGAGAGAGCUAUAUUACAAGCUGCUCUGUGAUUCACCAGAUUAUUUCACUUCUCAAUUGCAGGUCAAUAGGACCAUCCAAGACUUGGUGGCUUUGCUUCGAUGCAGCCGUUAUAGCCUUGGAAUAAUGGCAUCAAGCAGAGGGGCAAUAGCAGGCCGUUUAUUGUUGCAGGAGCCAAACAAGGAAGUUGUUGACUGCUCUACUUGUGGAUCUUCGGGUUAUGCUAUAUCUGGAGACCUGGAUUUGUUGAAAAAUUUAACCAUGGAGACAGAUGCACGAUAUAUCAUUGUGGUGGAGAAGCAUGCUAUAUUCCAGCGACUGGCUGAGGAUCGUGUAUUCAAUCAAAUCCCAUGCAUUCUGAUCACUGCCAAGGGAUUCCCUGAUAUUGCCACUAGGUUUCUUCUUCAUCGACUGUGUCGGACAUUCCCCAAUUUGCCAGUCCUGGGGCUGGUUGACUGGAAUCCAGCUGGAUUAGCAAUUCUUUGCACCUUCAAGUUCGGAAGCAUAGGGAUGGGACUUGAAGCAUACAGAUAUGCUUGCAAUGUCAAGUGGCUAGGACUGCGAAAGGAUGAUAUUAAUCAACUUAUACCUGAAGAAUCAUUGGAGCCCUUGAAACCUCGCGAUCUGCAGACUGCCAAAAGCUUGAUGUCAUCAGAGAUUUUGCAGGAUAGCUACAAAGAAGAGGUGGCAGCAAUGGUUGAGAGCGGUCGACGGGCAGAGAUUGAAGCUCUUUAUUGUCAUGGAUAUGAUUACUUGGUGAAGUUCGUAGCCACAAAAAUAGUGCAAGCUAAUUAUCUCUGAUAACUUGUCCUCAUCUAAAACAAAAUAGUACUUAAAAAGAUGAUGUAUUUCCCAGAAUUGAAUGCUACUCCAACCAUGUCUGAAGUUCAGAAUUUAGAAAUCUAAUCGUAAUAGAAAUUCAAACAAUUACGCCUC
Lycium barbarum (goji berry) is the source of this 1284-nucleotide messenger RNA. Its product is annotated as meiotic recombination protein SPO11-2. Gene Ontology annotation, molecular function: DNA topoisomerase type II (double strand cut, ATP-hydrolyzing) activity; ATP binding; DNA binding. The coding region runs from base 1 to 1149 and encodes 382 amino acids. The record is from RefSeq and is a predicted model, not a curated record. The transcript has 11 exons. Gene Ontology annotation, cellular component: nuclear chromosome. Lineage: Eukaryota; Viridiplantae; Streptophyta; Magnoliopsida; Solanales; Solanaceae. Gene Ontology annotation, biological process: meiotic DNA double-strand break processing; reciprocal meiotic recombination; meiotic DNA double-strand break formation.